AUGACCGACAAACUUCCGCCUAAUUUACUCAAAUUAUUUGCACCUCGACCACCAUUACCUUAUUAUCCUCCUCUUGAUAAAGAUCCUUCAAAGCGCGCUGGUUGUAGAGUGACUGGCAUCGCGUCCUAUGUGCCAAUGUUAAAAGACCAUGAUCCUGAUUACGUGCCAUGGAAAUCAUUGGCAGAAAAGCGCAAAGAAAAGGCAGAAGCUAAAAGGAAAAAAGCAGAAGAGGAUUUGCAAAAGGCGUUGGCUGAAUAUGAUCCCGAGAAGGAUGAAAAUAUCACUGGAGACCCUUUUAAUACACUCUUCGUCACGCAUCUCAGCCCUGAAUUAACAGAAAGUGAUUUACAAAGAGAAUUUGAAGUUUAUGGUCAUAUAAAGAAGAUUCGUCUUGUCCGCGAUAAACAAGGAAAGUCUCGUUGCUAUGCUUUUAUAGAAUUUGAAAGAGAAAAAGAUAUGCGUGCGGCAUAUAAAGAUGCAGAUGGACUCAAAAUUCUUGGACGACGCAUAUUAGUAGAUGUCGAACGUGCUCGCACUGUGAAAGGAUGGCGGCCUCGACGAUUAGGCGGAGGGCUUGGUGGAAGAGAGCAAAAAGCUACUAAUACAAAUAGUUCUUACAAAGAUCGUCAUCAUGACCGUGGCUAUAACCGACAUGGUUACAAUAGAAGGGACGAUGACAGAAAGAGAUCACGCAUGCGCUCGAGAAGUCGAAGCCCAAGAGGCUACAGGGACCGUGGGGAUAGAUACCGUGGCAGAGAUAGGUCAAGAGACCGUCCUAGAAGAGACAGAUAUUAA
Rhizopus microsporus ATCC 52813 is the source of this 795-nucleotide messenger RNA. Its product is annotated as RNA-binding domain-containing protein. The record is from RefSeq and is a predicted model, not a curated record. Gene Ontology annotation, biological process: mRNA splicing, via spliceosome. Gene Ontology annotation, cellular component: precatalytic spliceosome; U1 snRNP; U2-type prespliceosome. The coding region runs from base 1 to 795 and encodes 264 amino acids. Gene Ontology annotation, molecular function: mRNA binding; U1 snRNA binding. Lineage: Eukaryota; Fungi; Mucoromycota; Mucoromycetes; Mucorales; Rhizopodaceae. The transcript has 5 exons.